Messenger RNA from Conger conger (European conger), 1068 nucleotides. RefSeq names its product peptidylprolyl isomerase (cyclophilin)-like 1 (gene ppil1). The coding region runs from base 453 to 959 and encodes 168 amino acids. Lineage: Eukaryota; Metazoa; Chordata; Actinopteri; Anguilliformes; Congridae. The record is from RefSeq and is a predicted model, not a curated record. Gene Ontology annotation, cellular component: catalytic step 2 spliceosome. The transcript is spliced from 4 exons. Gene Ontology annotation, molecular function: peptidyl-prolyl cis-trans isomerase activity. Gene Ontology annotation, biological process: protein folding; protein peptidyl-prolyl isomerization.
AAAGUUCUUAAAGAUAACCACAAGCUCACGUCUCUGCCUCCGUUUAAACCGGACCGUUACAGUAUACAUAAAUAGUGUUUAGUGAUUUCGGAAGCUCUUCUUUUGGAAAGCUCACACCGAAAGUCUCCAACAUAACUCUCUUUCUUUAAAACGUCUGAAUCCACUUUUUAGGCUCGUAUCUAAUAAGAAAAUGUUGUUCAUUUCGGAUGUUUGUUUAUAUACGUAGUAUAUAAUUCAAUCUUUUAUGUUCACAUUGUUUUAACUAUAUUGGAGAAAGUCAGGAACUAUUGAAACCAAUAACCAUGAAUCUACACGGACCUGUGUGGCGUGGGAAUUCCGCCCGCUCGUGGUAAAAUCUUUGGAGGCGCACUUGAGUUUUAUUUUCGCCUGUUAAACAACGUUAGCUGAGAAUCUAACCGGUGCUGCAGCCAGAUAAAUAGAUAACUAAUAAUAUGAAUACGUCUGGAAUUCCGCCGGAUUCAUGGCAGCCAUCCACCGUAUCACUAGAGACAACAAUGGGGAGGGUUGUUGUGGAGUUGUAUUGGAAGCAUGCUCCCAAAACCUGUAAGAACUUUGCUGAGCUGGGGAGAAGGGGUUAUUACAACAACACCAAGUUCCACCGUAUCAUCAAGGAAUUCAUGGUCCAGGGAGGAGACCCCACUGGAACAGGUCGUGGUGGUGCUUCCAUUUAUGGAAAACAGUUUGAAGAUGAGAUUCAUCCUGAAUUGAAAUUAACAGGAGCAGGGAUCCUUGCCAUGGCAAAUGCAGGCCCGAACACCAAUGGGAGCCAGUUCUUCUUGACACUUGGACCCACACAGUGGCUUGACGGGAAACACACAAUUUUUGGCAGGGUUUGCCAGGGAAUAGCAGUGCUCAAUCGCAUCGGCAUGGUGGAGACCAACACUCAAGACCGACCAGAAGAGGACAUCAAAAUUAUAAGAACGUACUUGCCCAACUGACCAACUUCAAUUUUGACCAGCCUUUUCACCAAUUUUGUAUUUUUUCCUGUAAUUACAUUUGUAGUACAAAUAAACAUAUGUUUGUUUUCCAAUAAAAUCUUUGCACAUA